CUUCCAUUAAUUGACAUGCAACUUUUUGUAAUUUGGACUUUGGUCAUUUGGAUAUUUAAACCAUUUCCUCAAAUAUUUGCUAAUGAACAAAUCACUAACAAGUUAGCUUCUUAUCAAGACGGCAAUCUUCCAGCGCUCCACCGAUCUCAUCGUGAUGCACCAGCGAACAAGCUCUCCGAAAUCAUCGAGAACAUGCAAUCACUUGCUCGUCUCACCAACGGAAUAUCACUGGAAAUUGGACUUAUCGAUGGAUCGAUUCCUUCUGAUGAUGCAAUUGCUGAGCUACUCCACAUGGGACCUGUCAAGCUGCAAGAGCUCAUUUCAAUGGAUACAGAUGCUGCCAGCAAAGCUAUCACUGAUCUUGGAACUCUGUCUGAGACACUUCAAAGCUCUCCUGCUGAAGUUACUACUCUUGAGAACCGGUUAGUUAUCCUUGAAGAUAUUCGGAAAACUACGUCUAUCCUGAAUAUGUUUCAAGAGGAGUUACCUGGGAGGAAGGAAUAUGAGGCUGAACUGAAACGGCUACCAGAACUUAAUAACACAUCAAUAAUCAUUUCUGAAAUGAUUAAAAAUGUAAAAGCUGUAGAAGUGGAAUGUACCCGUUUUGAUGACUUUCAAAAAGGGGAUACAAUAGAUUCAAUAACAGCUAACUUUCCUAGACUUUAUCGUGAUUUUAAUAAGACGGAAAAUUAUGCAAUCAGUUUUGAAAAUGUACUAAGCUCGUUAAAAUUGCUCGAUUCCAUCAAGAACAUGUCAUUGUUCCUUGAACCGGUGUACCAGGAAAGUGCUUUCCGCAAGGAACUGAACUUAUCGACACUUACAUCAGUGAUCUAUCAAGCUUUGAAUCAGUUCAGUGAACAAUUACAAACAAUUCGGAAAUAUGUUUCAAACACUAAAGCAUCCGAAUCUGAUUUGAAAUAUAUUCAACGACUGAUCAAUAGCCUAAAUUCCAAAAACGUCGUCACCUUCUCUGCAGGAUUUCCUAAAGGACCUAAGGAUUUAGAAAUACUUUCUCAAUCAAUAGAUAAUAAAUGGAUUGUUGAACACGGAAUAAAUAGUUCUAUUGUCGGAAAUCACUUAAGUAAAGCUUUCGGGGUUCUUGAUGAACUGCAAAGAAAAUUGACGUCAGCUGAAGGAGCUUGGACUUCUACAUCAAGUUCUAAUGAAAAAUCGAUUGCAUCUAUCCUUUUCUUGCAAGCGGAUACGGCUUCUCUUCCAGAAGAAACUGAUGUUUCUGGUACCAUUGACCUUCUGAAAAACUGCGAUAUAGAUCGUCGUUCGGCAUCAAUUCAUGUUGAACAAUUUAGUUCUACCACUGCGGCUAUCAAAAACUUGAAUGAAGACAUUUCCAAAGUUCUGACAUAUGAUUUGCGGUUAUUUGACUAUGUCGAAAAACUUAAAGAUCUCAGUUCUUUGAAAAACAUCGUUGAGACAACCACUGAUGAUGUACAAGGAAAAGCUGCCAUUGAAAAAAUGAAAGCUAAUCCAAAGUUUGAGGAGGUAAAGACUAUAUUAGUUACUUUUCAACAAGAUUUGGGCAGUCUCAGACAGUUAAUUGACGGAAUUCAUUCAUUGGCUGGCAAAAUCAAUUUUUCCCUGAUUGAUGAAUAUUAUAAGGAGAUUAAUGAACCUCUUUACGAAAAGUUUUACGUUUGUCUAGGCAACAUCACUAACAAAUGGCCAAUCGUUCAAAAAGCUGUAUCAGUUGUUCAUCAGGUUCGAAACUUGACUCAACAAACAGUGAGUAGCGCUGGUAAAGUUGUCGAAAGUAUCUCAAACUCCAAACUCAACCUCAAAAGCUUGUAAGUCUCCGGCAAUCGAAUGAGGAAUGUAACAAUUCGAGAAGCUCUGGCUCUCAAUAGUUCAUUCCCAAAUUCGCAUAAGAAUGCACUCAAUCUUGGAAUGGCAGUUCAAGGAUUGUCACGAAUCAAGUCACUUCUUGACAAUCGGGAAACGUUGGAGGAGGUUGGGAAUCAAGUUGAUGCUAUCAGUGAAGAUGCAAAAAGAGUUAAGUCGUUGACUGAGGAACAUCGGAAAGGGCUCAAAGAUCUGAAAGAUCUUUCAACAUCCAUUGAGACCAUGUUCAAGGAAGUGGAAACAUUCAUCAGUUCAGUCAAUGGUUUGAGUGGAACUCGGAGAAAGAGGAACGCAGUCAGUUUUGCCAGUGCUGGACAAGUCUUCGUUGAAGCUGCAAAGCUUGUUGGAAUUCCGAGUGUUGGUGAUGUGUCUGCAUUGAAGGCCGCGGUUGAAGCAGUGAAUCCGACAAAGUUCUCAAAAGUGAUUGAUGCAUUGGAUGUUCUGGCAAAGAUGGAUCUCAACUUCAAGAAGUACAAUUUCCAGUCAGCACCUGCUUCAUUGCAAGCUCUAGACCUUUUUUCGUUAAUUACCCAUUACAUGCUCGUCCUCCACCGACACCUGCUCCGAUUACGCCACCAAAAUCACAGUCUCCACCAGCAUUGCCUUCGCCUUCACCGUCUCCCCACGGAGCUUCUGGAGCCGCUCAUGCACCAGUAACCGAAUCUCCUAUCAAAAGCACCAGUACCGCGUCUAAUGCAGCUACAGAGGCUUCUAAUAUGGUUUGGUAUAUCAUAGGAGGUGUCGUUAUCUUAUUGCUGGUCAUUGUUGGAAUUGCUGUGUUUUUGAUCAUGCGGAAGAAAUCGAAGCCUUCGAGUUCGGAAGUGCCCCCGGCGGAACCUUCAGCCCCUGAACCUAAACCAGCUCCUAAACCAGAUCCUAAGCCAGAUCCCAAACCAGAUCCUAAACCCGAUCCAGUUCCUGCCAAACCAGUUUCACCUCCUGUCAUUGUUCCAAUCGAUUCCAUCGUUCCUGCCCCUGUUGUAGAAGAUAAAUCCCGGACUGUCGAGCAACCUCAAGCAUCUCUGUUGUGUGAAACUCAAGAUAGUUGUCGAGAUGAUUUCGCGUCAGCUCUUGCCGAUCAUUCGGUAAAAGCGAUCCAGUAUCAGAUGAAAGAGAACAAGACGUUGCUGCAAGAAUGGCUUAAAUCUGUGUACCGGGCACUCCGCACAAUCGGAGAAACGAGUGUCACAAACUAUGAUGACAACAUUUCCGAGAGAAGACACUCGAUGUACAUUUGUGAGCCGAGCACAAUGGCAGUUUUGGAAGGGUUCAAAAACCCAUUUAUCAAUGCAAAUGUGAUGAUGUUCGGGAAAAUCGAGUGGAUCAUGGCACAGGGUCCAAUGGAUGGUACUGAAAAGAAGAAAGACGAGACGGAUAAACCGAAGAGAUCGACCUGUGAGAAGCAUUGGGCUCUUAUUGAACAGCACAACGUGGCGAUUUGUGUUCAGUUGUGCGGUUUUGUGGAAGGAGAAGAUAAGAAAUGCGCCUCAUACUACUCUGAUAAAGUUGGAGGUGUCUUGAGAUUUAGGAAUUAUUCGUUGAAGACCAUCGAUAUAAAGACUGAUUUGGCCGAGUUCACUGAUAAAAAGGAUUUCACGUUGUACACUGUGGAGAUCACCAAUUAUAGGAAGAAUAAGGGCGAACAAAAGAAAACUGUCGACAUUCUGCUCUACUCUGCAUGGCCUGAACACGGAGCACCACAAGAAGCGUACCCGGCUCUGGAAAUCCUGAAAUUCUGUGAGACCUAUAAGAAGAAUGUGCUCGUGCACUGCUCGGAGGGAGUUGGGAGAACUGGAACGCUGGUUGCUAUCAAAUAUGGAAUUGAUUUGUGUCUGAAGAAGAAAGUCACUCAGAUUAUUGACAUCAUUCUCCCUGUCCGCCAAUGCCGUCACGGAGCCGUUCAAGACGACACCCAAGUGACAUACAUUCUGCUUUGCGUGACUAAAGGAUUAAUGGAGAAGAUGCCGGUGCCAUAUCUGAGAAGUUUCGAUGCUGUACAGUAUUAUCACAAACAGCUGCUCAACAAUUUCUAUCAUCCAACGGAAAAAGAACUCGAUGCAAAAGAUGGUAAAGGUUUUAAUGAAGAGGCGAAAGAGGCAAAGAUUUUAUUGGAUCUGGGAAUGGUGAAGAAAUAUUGUGAUGAAAAGUAUGAAGAGUAUCAGGCGAAGUUGCCAGAAGUUUUGAAGAGUGAGAAGAUGAAGUCAAAGAAGGAGAGAAAUUGAAC
Caenorhabditis elegans is the source of this 4081-nucleotide messenger RNA. The record is from the annotation of a RefSeq genome assembly. Lineage: Eukaryota; Metazoa; Nematoda; Chromadorea; Rhabditida; Rhabditidae.